Salvia miltiorrhiza (redroot sage) is the source of this 910-nucleotide messenger RNA. RefSeq names its product ribulose bisphosphate carboxylase small subunit, chloroplastic-like. Bases 178 to 708 code for a protein of 176 amino acids. Lineage: Eukaryota; Viridiplantae; Streptophyta; Magnoliopsida; Lamiales; Lamiaceae. The record is from RefSeq and is a predicted model, not a curated record. The transcript is spliced from 2 exons.
GCCACCGCACAUGAUAUCCGACGGUCAAUAUCAACCCCAAUCUCCCAACAUUAAAUAGAGGCCUCACGAUCAAAAUCUGCAGCAAGAGGGCUAUGGCACUAUAAAAGUUGGGGGCAAAUAUGCAAUGGUAACACGCACGCAGCAGCCACAUUGAGCAAAGUAAGUAAGCAACACAACAUGGCUUCCUCAAUGCUCUCCACCGCGGCCGUUGUCGCCCCUGCUCAAGCCAGCAUGGUGGCUCCUUUCACCGGCCUCAAGUCCGUCUCCGCCUUCCCCGGCAGCCGCAAGAGCGCCGACAUCACUAGCAUCGCCAGCAACGGCGGGAGAGUCUCCUGCAUGCAGGUGUGGCCGACGGAGGGACUGAAGAAGUUCGAGACGUUAUCGUACUUGCCCCCUCUAUCAAGGGAGCAACUGUUGAAGGAAGUUGAAUACCUGAUCCGCAAGAACCUGAUUCCAUGCCUGGAGUUCGAGUUGAAGGAUGGAUUCAUAUCGCGGUUCAACAACAGAUCUCCCGGAUACUACGACGGAAGGUACUGGACAAUGUGGAAGCUGCCCAUGUUCGGCUGCACUGACCCCGUGCAGGUGCUCAAGGAGUUGGACGAGUGCUCCACUCUUCACCCCAACGCCUUCAUCAGAAUCAUCGGAUUCGACAACGUUCGUCAGGUGCAGAUCAUCAGUUUCAUCGCCCACAGGCCACCGGGCUUCUAAGCAGCAUUGUCUCUUCCAAUGGAAUGGAUGUGAUGUUUGUGUUAGGCCUUUAUCUUAUCUUUUCUUUUCCGUAUCCAAUUUGUGAAUUUUCCUAUUCUCUUUGUCUUCCGAUGGAAUAGGAUUUGAAUGUAUGAGGAUAAAUAUGAUGAACAAUUAAUCAUUGCUUUUACCCAAUAAAUUGUAACGCGUCUUUGUUUAGUCA